AAACGAGUUCAUCACUACAAACCAAAUGAAACCGUCUCUUGGUUUCCGUCCUCUUUUCUCUUCUCUGUAACAAGCAGUGUUGUGGUCGGACCGUGAGCUCGCGGGGCCCCGCGCGGUCAACCGGAGGAAUUCACGUGUGAGACCGGGCGGGACACGCCCUCUACGUCACCGAGCUGAAGUCUCAAAGUGAAGACACUCAACCUCUGAGCCUCCACUCUGUCCUCCGCUCUCUGCCGUCACCUUCUUCCGUCCACCGCUGCGGAGGCGCGCUGCUGCGGGAGAAACAUGUUCAUUAAGUCGGCACGGAAUAUUUCACAACUCCUCUACUGACUCACCACGGACAGCUUUCAUACAGACGCACUUCUAAAAUGGCCCAUCAGAACCAGAGCUGCCACUAUAAUGAGUCCAUGGGCUUCUUCUACAACAACAGCGGCGCUGACGACAAAUGGGACAGAGCACAGCUCAUCCUGGUGCAGGUGGUCGGCUCGCUCUUCUGCUGUUUCAUCCUGGUCUCUAACGCCAUGGUCAUAGCUGCUGUCAUCACCAAUAAGAGGUUUCACUACCCUUUCUACUAUCUCCUAUCCAACCUCGCCGCCUCGGACUUCCUGGCGGGCAUAGCGUACGUGUACCUGAUGUUUAACACGGGCGAGGUGUCCCGGAAACUUACAGUUAAAGGAUACUUCAUCCGUCAAGGUCUUCUGGACAUCAGUCUGUCAGCCUCGCUGGCGAACCUGCUGGUGAUUGCUCUGGAGCGCUACAUCUCCGUCAUGAACUGGAAAGUCCACAGCAACCUGACGAAGAGGAGAGUGACGCUGCUGAUCGUGCUGGUGUGGGCCAUCUCCAUCUUCAUGGGGGCAGUGCCGAGUCUGGGCUGGAACUGCAUCUGCAACCUGAGCGACUGCUCCAAGCUUGCUCCCAUCUUCAGCAGGAGCUACCUGAUCUUCUGGUCCGUGUCAAACCUGGUGGUGUUCCUGGUGAUGGUGGUCAUCUACCUAAGGAUCUACGCCUACGUCAAGAAGAAGACGGCGGUGCUCACGCCGCACACCAGCGGCUCCAUCAACCGCAAGAGGACGCCCAUCAAGCUCAUCAAGACGGUCAUGGUCGUGCUCGGGGCCUUUGUGAUCUGCUGGACUCCCGGCCUGGUGGUUCUGCUGCUGGACGGCCUCAACUGUAAGAGCUGUGAGGUCAAGAAAUUGAAACGCUGGCUGCUGCUGCUGGCUGUCCUCAACUCCGUCAUGAACCCCUGCAUCUACUCCUACAAGGAUGAGGAAAUGUGGACAACCUUCAAGAACCUAUUACGCUGCAUUGGUAAUGGCACGCGGCGGCAGCGGUCCACGAAGGCCAACACCAGGCCGCUCAGCUCUGGUCCUGAUACGGGCACCAGUCAGCCUCCCUCAGAGGACACAAAAACUGACGAGCAGGGCAUACUUAAGACCUGAAAAUGGAGGUUGUUAAGAAAGAACCAAAACUUCUGUCCAGCUUUGACUGGACGUACUUUAUGAAGACACAGAUUGGAGUUGACUUGAAGGAGAACCAACAUCAGUUGGUCUUAGCGGGUCGUUGUCCUCAGAGUACUUUCUUGAAGAGACACUGCAGGCCAGCUGCUCCACUGUAGAGCUGGUGAGAUGGAGAUAAGAAGAGAAGUUAUGCACUACUUAUUCAGCAAAUGGAUGCCAAGAUGUGGUUUUUCAGUUUUUCCCCAGGAUUUUUACAGUUUUUGGAAACAAUACUCCCAUUCAUAUGUACUGGGAGUUUCCUUUUGCUGUUUCAUCCGGCUCUUUUUGUCUUCCUCAUCACAUCUCUGCCCUGUGCGUUAUUUAAACUUGGACAUUUCUGCCCUGCAAUGGCUGAAGAAAAAAAUCCAGUGUGAAGUACACAGUGGUACAUUUCUACUUUUACCUCCAAAAAAGGGUAAAAAUCAUACAAGGGGUGGCUUGACUUUGUCACUAAUAUGUGUGUACAUCCGAAACAAUGCAGGUAUGGAUGUUCUAGUUAAGCUAGAUGUAUAACUUGUUUGUAGUCAGGUACUAUAAAACUGUAGGUGUGCUUGGGUAGGGCACAGUUUUUAAGAUUAUUUCCUGUUUUUAAACAUAGCCAGUGAUAAAUACUGUAAACUGCUGUACUAUAGUAUUUGUAUCUACUUGUACAUCAUGUAAAAUGCUUUCAAGAAGAGGUGAAGUAGUUUCAGCUGUGUGACAGACUUCCCAGCAUGAUCCGAUUGCUUUAGCUCUCAUUUGCAUUUUAAGUGAAUAUCCCACCCUGCUUUAUUUUGUAAAGCAGGCUUGCCUCUAGGGGAAUAGAUAACAGAGUGACUCCUUUCUUGUCCCAUAUGUCCGUUUUUAUCAGUUGACCUUAACAAAAACACAGACUCCCGCCUUCAGCACCUCAUGGAGGCAAACUUGUUCUCCCUGUAGCAUUUUUACACAUCCGCUUCAGCUCACUGAAUGGCUGCUGUUGCUCUGAUGAAACAGCUGCUCGCCUGACAGUACAGGGGUUGUAAAGUGAUGUUGCAACACACUGGAUUCCUGCUGUAGUUUCAGCUAGUGUACCUGCAGGAGCCGAAGAGGAUAUGACUGAAUAGACUGUACCUACACACACACACAUACACACACACACACACACACACACACAGGCCCCCCUUUCUCCUGGACUGCUCUGACGCCUCCUUUGCUAAAUCAUUGACAGGGUUCAAAUGACUCUUCAACCUGCUGUAGAGUUUUUAUGCUACUCCUGCUGUAAAAAGAGACUACACUGUUGAAGCUUUUUUUGUUUUUAACCUGGGAGUGUAGGAAUGCCUCACAUGAGAGUCGUGAUUGAAAAGGUUUACAGCUGCAUAAUCUCAAACUGAGAUUAUUCAUGGUCAUUCCUGUGUAGUUUGACUUUGGACAUUUAAAAUCACAUGUUAAGUCACAGCUUUUGUUUGGAAUUUCAUGUUGUUGUUUUUUUUACAUCAAACUUUGCAACAUGUACAUCAUGCCUGUUUUUUGUUGUUGUUGUUGGUGUUUUUUUUACAGCAGGCAACACAGAAUAAAUUCACUUAAAGGA
This is a messenger RNA of Centropristis striata (black sea bass), 3045 nucleotides long. RefSeq names its product lysophosphatidic acid receptor 3 (gene lpar3). NCBI's taxonomy places the organism in Eukaryota, Metazoa, Chordata, Actinopteri, Perciformes, Serranidae. Gene Ontology annotation, biological process: G protein-coupled receptor signaling pathway. The transcript is spliced from 3 exons. Bases 369 to 1439 code for a protein of 356 amino acids. Gene Ontology annotation, cellular component: membrane. The record is from RefSeq and is a predicted model, not a curated record. Gene Ontology annotation, molecular function: lysophosphatidic acid receptor activity.